Molecule: messenger RNA, 1200 nt
Organism: Saccoglossus kowalevskii
Lineage: Eukaryota; Metazoa; Hemichordata; Enteropneusta; Harrimaniidae
Product: retinoblastoma-associated protein-like
Biological process (GO): regulation of transcription by RNA polymerase II; cell differentiation; neuron projection development
Cellular component (GO): chromatin; nucleus; Rb-E2F complex
Molecular function (GO): RNA polymerase II transcription regulatory region sequence-specific DNA binding
Source: RefSeq, a predicted model, not a curated record
UUAGGAUCACUUUUCGCGUCUGGUCACCAGUUUAUCCGUCCUUCGAGUAAAUGGUGUAUUUUUAAGCCAAAUAUGGCGACACCGACACAGUCACCGACGAUUCGCGAUUCCCCUCAGAGACCGAGCGCGUUAAAUCGUAAUGGUUCACAGCUGACAACAACCAACAUGGCCGCGGUGAACGACCCAAACGCACAGGAAAGAGAAUUUUCCAGCGUCACAGACAAAAUAGACAACAUCCCGGACGAAGUCAGCAAUAAAGCAAUGGAAAUCUGGUUGAAUUUAAUACACACUGGACGCCAGGAAUUUCAGAGUGAUCACCAAUCUUGGAUAGUUUGUAGUUUGUAUGUUGCUGUCAUGGAACACAGUAUCAUCACAUUUUUUAAGAGGUUGCGGACAAUGAAGUCAGAAGUGUCUAUCAGCGAGAAAGUCUCAAGUUUUCUUACCUCAACUGAACGAAAAUACUUUGUGGUGGCUCCACUUUAUAAUAAAUUUCAACAAAUUUAUAGCCAAGUCUUCCAGGAUGAUCAAGAUGAAUUUGCCGAGAAUCGACUGUCUCCAUCACACUCUUCGUCAUCCAGCACCAGUCGAAUGAAUACAUGCUGGUGUCUAUUUGUACUUGCCAAAUCUUUAAUGUUAGAGAAUUGCAAUGAGUUGGUGUUACCAUUUCAAUUACUGUUAUGCUGUAUAGACCAUGCUGUCAGAGUGUCUCCAACGUUUCUACUAAAGCCUCCAUUUGAUACUGCGCAGAGUAAUCAUUAUGCAACGUCUGUUGUAACUGAAAACAAUAGUAAUAGUUUACGUCUGCUGUGUGAGCAAUUCAACUGUGAUCACAACGAUGUGUUAACAGUACUCAGGGAAUAUUGGCAGAAGUUCCUGGCUACACUGCCAAUGGAAAAAAUCUAUCAAGGAAUAGACGGACUACCUGAGUGCGAGUUUUUGAAAAAACAGUACAAUGAGUGUUACACAUCCCGGGGUGAUUUUGAUGAAAUACUUUUUCUAGAGAGUGACACUCAUCUCAUUCCUAGUACUAAUCCAAGCUGUCCAAGUCCUCCUGCAUCUUCACACAGACAUGCAAGUACUGUCAAUGCUACACCAAUCAGAGCUGCUAUGAAUACAGUACAAGCAUUGCAGUCUAUUUUGUGCCAUGCAAGUGAUAUGCCAAGUCCUGCACUUAUCAGGUACUUCAAUUUGCCAGAAUGA